AAGAAUAACAUGUGAAUAACCUCUUAUUUACUUUGUCCGAUUAUUUAAAAAUAUAAUUAAAUUUCUUUAUAUUGUAAUGUAAUAACAGUAGAUCAAAACAAUCAUGAAAUAUAAUGAUAAUAAUGUUUUGCUUUUGUGUAACUUCGAUGAACAACAUUUAAAAGAUAACAAAGAUGAUAAAUUUCUACAGAACAUAUGGUCUGGAAUGUGGUCAAUGGAUGAAAAUGAUCCGUGUAAAACCUUAUUGGACACUAAACUUGAGAUAGAAUCACUUGCAAAUUACAUUAAGACAUUAAAGAAUGAAAACAGAACUUUGAAACCUAUCCUACAUGUAGCUAUCAAAGCAUUUUUGAUAUAUUGCAAUCACAAUUAUAAUCCACAUCCAGAUAAAUUAAGUUUGGACGAGUACUUAGGAACAAUUUGGCCUAAAGAUGUUGAUGCUGCACUGAACCUUCAAAGAGACUCAGAACCAUUGUAUGUGAAUAUUUUAUACCCAGAACUUCUAUAUUUAUCUGCACAAGUAUUAAAGGCCCUUUGUUUAGUAGAGGAAAAUCUGCUACACCUCUGGUGGUAUUUCAGAGUGAAAGUAGCUCACCAGAGAGCGUUGGAAGACACAAGUGCCACACUGUAUGCAGAAUUAGAACUUACUAUGGCAAAAUUGACAAAUGAGAUACCAAAUCUGGAGGAGAAACCAAGGUUACAAAUUUUGCUGUGUCUGGAAAUUGGACAGGGAUUUCUGAUAUAUGCGAGGAUACAUAAAGUUGAUGAGUACUUGACGAAGGCACAAACUUUAGCUGGGUUGAAGCUGGAACUUACAGGUAUCUUAGGUAAAAGAACCAAGUUUCAACAGCAAUCACUACCACAGUUGGCAUUAUUUAGUGAACUGGACUUGAAAGUGGAUCGUCCAACAGCAGAAGAAAGCCAUGGUACAUCAGAGCUACCACCUGAGAUUGAACUGCAAGAUGAUGUACGGCUAAACAAGAUUAAUUACAGUGAGAAGAUUAAUCAAGCUGUGCUACCCAGUUUGGAGCAAAUUUUGUGUUUGUUGACUGUACAAUACAUACAAAAGUCGCAGCCCAAAGACGAUUUGAUGAUGGAGGAACUGCAACCGUACAUCGAAGCUGUGCUGUCACAGAAAAGUGGCGCGUGGCCGACGCGGGUGGCCGCUCUGCUAAUCAGGUGCAAGCUGGAGUCAGGACAUAAGCGUACAGUCGAACGCGCUAUGUUACAAUGCGAGACCAUUGUCAAUGAUACCACAGGUAUCGCGUCUACCAGCAGAUUAUCAUAUCUUUGGGCGAGUGGGCUACAGCCUGCUUGGACCUGGAGGCAACAAUUGGCAGAUCUGUAUGUAAGCUUGGGACUGGUGAAAGCUGCUCUUGAGGAAUACCAGAAACUACAGCUAUGGGAAGAUGUCAUUGUUUGCUAUACCAUAUUACAACUCAGACAUAAGGCAGCGGAAGUCAUACAAAAGCAAAUUGAUACAAAACCCACAGUGAAAUUGUACUGCUUGCUUGGCGAUGCAACAGAUGAUGUAUCCUACUAUGAGAAAGCAUGGGAGUUCUCUGAUCACAAGAGCAGUAGAGCGCAGCGUCAUUGGGGCAACUAUCUGUUCAAUCACAAGGAAUAUGAGGCUUGCAUUCCACAUUAUGAGAAAUCAGUCGAGAUUAAUUCUAUUCAAGAGAGUGUUUGGCUCAGAUUAGGCUAUGCAGCUCUAAUGACUGAAAAUUGGGAGACGUCAGCACGGGCGUACCGUCGGUAUACAUAUUUGCAACCAAACACAUUCGAGGCCUGGAACAACUUGGCCAAAGUGUACGUCAAACAAGGGGACAAGAAUCGUGCUUAUAAGGCUCUGAUGGAGGCACUCAGAUUCAAUUAUGAUAAUUGGAAGCUAUGGGAAAAUGUUAUACUGGUUAGCAUCGACACCGGUCACUUCGAAGACGUGAUACGCGGGUGUCACCGCGUGCUCGACCUCCAGCAUAAAUAUGAAGAUAUUGAUGUGCUGUCGCUUCUUGUUCGUGCCAUCGUGCAAGAUAAUAAGGACGCUGAUGGCAAUAGCGCUGGCAGAUUAAGAAAGCGAGUCCUUGAACUAUUUGGUCGAAUCACGUCAAUACAUCAGAAUAAGCCUGAGAUAUGGCAGCUGUAUUCAGAUUUAAGUCCAACAUACUUGUUGAAAGCUCAACGUCUGCUCAAGGCUUACAGAGGAUUUAUACAGAAUGACUGGACAAAUAACCCUGAAACCUGCAAAAAAGCUGUACUAUUGUCUCAAUCGCUUCUUGACUAUAGUAUAAAGGCUAGGAAAGAAACGGAAGAUAAAGAAAAACUUCAAUGUGAUCAACAGCUAUCGUCAGCCAGAUUAACCGCGCAAGGAGUCAUACGAGCCGUCGAAAAACAAGACUGGCCGGAAACAAAAACAGCUCUAGAGGAAUUAAAAGACCUGUUUACAGAAGUUACAGAAUAUAUGAAAUCAAUUAUGUAA
This is a messenger RNA of Achroia grisella, 2476 nucleotides long. RefSeq names its product tetratricopeptide repeat protein 27. Lineage: Eukaryota; Metazoa; Arthropoda; Insecta; Lepidoptera; Pyralidae. The coding region runs from base 104 to 2476 and encodes 790 amino acids. The transcript has 12 exons. The record is from RefSeq and is a predicted model, not a curated record. Gene Ontology annotation, molecular function: protein binding.